Lindgomyces ingoldianus is the source of this 642-nucleotide messenger RNA. RefSeq names its product kinase-like protein. Gene Ontology annotation, biological process: protein phosphorylation. The transcript has a single exon. The coding region runs from base 1 to 642 and encodes 213 amino acids. Lineage: Eukaryota; Fungi; Ascomycota; Dothideomycetes; Pleosporales; Lindgomycetaceae. Gene Ontology annotation, molecular function: ATP binding; protein kinase activity. The record is from RefSeq and is a predicted model, not a curated record.
AUGGAGGUCGCGGAAUUUGGAACAUUGGACUCCUUCCAAUACGAUCAAGGGCGGUUGAAUGAGCCACUCACCACCAAUCUGCUGCUCGAUAUUGCAUCCGGACUUGAUGCUCUCCACAAAUGCAAUAUCAUCCACGGCGACGUGAAGUCUGAAAACGUUCUUAUCUGCCGGCACAAGCAUAGAAAAUACGUCGCUAAACUGUCAGAUUUUGGACUGUCCAUCAUCAACCCAGAUCCAGAGGCUCUGCACAAGCUCAUCGGCGGCACCUGGCUUUGGGAAGCCCCGGAAAUUGAAACUCGAAUGUCUGUUCAAGGACUCAAGCAAACCGAUUUGUUCUCCUUAGGCCUCCUCAUCUGGCGAGUCCUGACCAACAAAUUCAUGCCCUACGAGACUCUUGGACAAGACAUUGUCAACCGAUACUGGUCUCCAGAUCAAAAAAGUUUCAUACUCUCAGUGAAACAGGACUCAGAGUUCUGUGGCAUUGUCCUUCACUCCCUGCGAUACUCCGGGAUUGAUGAAUGGGCCAAAUCUUUUGGAAUCGCCAUUCUACCCCACUCUCUCGGCCACGAUCCAAAGUCAAGAUGCUUACAAAAGAUACUAGGGGAAAUGCAAAAUCCUAGACGUGGUAUUCCUCAAAGGUGA